Messenger RNA from Closterium sp. Naga37s-1, 6297 nucleotides. NCBI's taxonomy places the organism in Eukaryota, Viridiplantae, Streptophyta, Zygnematophyceae, Desmidiales, Closteriaceae. The record is from the annotation of a GenBank genome assembly.
AUGCUACUAACUCGCCAUGUCCCCAUUCCUUGCCCACCUUCCCUUGUGCCCCCCCCCUCUUCCCAUCUAAUGGCGCAUCGCAAGGCAGCGGGCAGGCGGCACUCGUACGGCGGGCAGGAGCUCACCGCCAUGCACGCCGCACUCACACACCCGCUCGCCACCGCCCAUGCCAGUGACGCUGGCAGCAGCAGUGACAGCAGCACUGCCGGCAGCGGCACUGGCAGCAGGGGCAGCAGGGCGAGCAGGCGGCGGGGGGGUACGGGCAGCAUGGACGUCCCUGGCCGCCCCGCCACGGCGCUCACCCGCUUCAGCCGCCAUGCCAAACCCCCCCUCGCCACGCCCCCCUCCUCCCUCCCCCCCACUGCCGCUGCCACUCCCCUUGCCACGACCCCCCUUGCAUCACCGUCCGCCACCAGUGCGUUCUCAGCCCGCAGCCUCCCAGCUCAGGCUGAAGCGCCACCAUCCCACGCCACCCCUGCUGCUGUUGCUGCUGCUGCAGUGGGGGUGGCUGCUGGUGAGUUUGGGAAGACUGUGCGUGGGAGUGGCAAGGGGAGGGCGGGUGGGAGUGGCAAGGAAAGAGCGGGUGGGAGUGGCAAGGAGAGGGCGCGAGGCAUGAGGCAGAUUGAGGCAGAGCUACAGCAGAGGAGAGAGGCGGCCGCAGCCAAGGCAGCAGCAGGCACAGCAGCGACAGCAGAAGCAGACAGCGGGGCUAACGGGGCAGUGGAGGAUGAUGGGUGGGAGCAGCAGGUGGGGCAGGUGGCAGUGGUGCACAGGCAGGUGAGGGCCACAUCGCUGGCAGAGCUGUACCGAGCGGCGGGGAGAGGGGGCGACCUGGACGGCGCAAGGAACGUGGCACCGGCUCAUGCCCUCCCACAUGUGCUCGCUGCCACACCCGGCCCGCUGUGCCAGUCCAUGCCCUUGGAGCCGCACCUGGGCUUGCAGCCGCACCUUCCCACGCCCCUGCCUGUGUCGCCUGUCCCUGCUGCCCCUGCUGCCCCUGCUGCCCCUGCUACUUCUCAGUGCAUGGCAGGCACAGGCACAGGGCCAUCCCCAGGCAUCUCGCCCCCUUCCACCCUCUUUUCCACCACCUCUCCCCUCGCCGUCGCUCUGCCUCCCUGCAGUGCCACCGCCCCUUUCCCCCCCGCCUCUGCUCCUUCCCCUCCUGCCUCUGCCUCUGCGGAUUCCCCCCUUUGCCACCCCCCUCACACUGCGUCGUCCCCUCCUGCCGCGCGCCCACCCUCCCAUCGCGACCUGCUGGUGAGUGGCACAUGGACGGGUGGCAUCUCCCAACACCACACCACGCUCCAUACCCGUCUUCCACCCAUCAUCGGCCCCCUUGCAUCCUGCUUCCCCCUCUCCCCCUCUCCCCCGCCAUCGUCUCACCCUACCACUUCCCCCCCCCUCUCCCCUCCCUCUCCCUGCCCCUCCCCUCCCUCUCCCUGCCCCUUCCCCCCCCCUCUUCAGAGGGCGCGCAAGGCAGCACACAGCCGCCGCCCGCACUCGCUGGCGGGGGGGGAGUUUGCCACACUCAGGCUCGCCCACAACCCCACAGGAGGCUCUCCAGAAUCCACCACCGCUCUGCACCGCUCUCCCCUCUCCUCGUCCUCCCGCCUGAUACAUCCCGUUGCUGCUGUCGCCCUGGCCACUCUCCCCCGCCCCUCUACCUCCUCUCCUGCCCCUCCUGCUGACCCUUCUGCUGGUGCAGCGGAUGAGAGUGGGAGGAAGCGGCAGAGCAACAAGGGCAUGAGGCAGGCAGCUGGGGGAGGGGCGGUGGCAGCAGCGGUGCAGCAGUCAGCGGGAGCGGUGGUGGCAGCACAACCUGCCAUGGUGGAUAUUCCACGCGCUGCCACCACGGGCAGCAUUCAUACCACACCUGCCACCGCUGCUGCUGCUGCUUUAAGGACAUGUGGGUCUGACGAUGUGCCCUGCCCGCCCGCUCACGCAGAGCACAUGGCACAGGGAGGGGAGGGGGGCAUGCAGGGGAGGGAGCACGUGGCAGCAGUGCCACCAUCAGCAGGCGCAGCCCCCGCUCUUGCUGCCGGCACUCACAUGUCCCACCCCACUGCACUUGCCCAUGACCCAGCUGUCCCCUCCACCGUCCCUCGCCCUCUGCUGCACCUUGCUCCCACUGCCCUCGCCUCCGCUUCCCCUGCCAUGUCAGCUGGCUCUCCUGUGACGUCAGCAGGGUCGCCUGCCAUGUCAGCAGGAUCCCCUGCCUCCCUGUCCAAUGAGCACGCGCCACGUGGUGCACAGCAGGCAGCAGCGGUGGCGGAGCUGAGGAGCAAGCUGAGGGUGCUGCUGGCACCGCCACUUUCUGUAGCAGAGCAGGCAGGCAUGGGGGCGUGGGGGGUGGGGGAGUGUCACGAUGUGGCCAGGAAGGGAGGUGCAGGCAGUGAGGAGGGCCAAGUGCCAUCAGCUGUGGUGAAUGCACCACCUGCAACAGCUGGUCACUCAGGCUCUCUCCCACCUCACUCCUCUGCCGCACAUCCCACCUCUGCCCUCACUGCCACACACCGGCACCCCCCCUCGCCUCCUCUCCUGCACCGCUCGCUCUCAGACCCACACACACCGCGCCCCCCCACAGCGCCCUUCCCCCUCGUCUCUCCGCCCUCCCCCGGCACCCUCUCAGCGCCGCACUCGCCCGCCCCCCCGCCCUCUGCGCGCGCCCUGGGCUUUGCGUGUGCGCGCCGCCCCUUCAUGCUGCCGCCCGACUGGCACGCGCCCUCCGGUGCUGCUGAGAGUGGUGGGAGGCCGCGCACUGCAGAGGGGGAGAGAGGAGGGAGGGGCAUGCGGGCGUUCACGUCCGUGGGGCACCGGGGGUUGCUGCCAGGCAGCAUGCAUGCAGGGGAGGCGUCAGCAGCAGCAGGGGGCGCGGGCAGCCACUCCGCCCUGACCGCGCGUGAGGUGCUGGCAGCGCUGCGGCGCGUGCCGGGGCCGUACAGCUCGGGGCGGUUUGACGAGGUGGAGGGCGUCGAUGACGCACUGCUGGGCGCCGCCGCCACGCCAAGGGUAGUGGCGGGAGGGGCGCGUGGUGGCGGUGGUGGGCGGCGGAGGAGGAGGUUCAGCGUGCUGGCUGUGGCGCGGGAGGUGGUGGAGAGGGAAGGGGGGGGGGGAGAGGGGGGCAGUGGCGAGUAUGCGAGUGGAGGGGACGGGGAGAGAGAAAAAGGUGGUGGUGCGGAGGAGGCCGGAGGAGAAGAUCGGGAAGGUAGGGAGGACUCAGAGAGCGAUGGCGAUGGGGAGGGCGAGGAGGCGGCACAAAUGCGAAUGGAGUGGAGGCGGGUGAGGAAGGAGCGGCAGCUGGUGGAGCAGGAGAGGGGCGAGGUGCAACGCGUGCAGGGUGAGGUGGCACGCUUCAAGCAGUGGGCGCAGGAGGAGCAGCAGCGGCUGCAGGAGGAGAAGCGAAAGGUGGAGGCGGACAAGCAGCGCCUGGCGCCCUUUGAGGCGCGCCACCGCGCCUGCCAGCACCACAUUGCAGCGCAGGACGCCGCCACGGCCGCCCUGCGAGCACAGGCCAGCGCCGCCGCCACGGCCACAGGGCACGUGGCAGCGCACACGCACUCGCUGCGCUGCCACCUCGCCUCCUCCGCCCACCUCCUCGCCGCCACCAAGCAGCGCCUCGCUCACGACCGCGCCUCCGUGGCUGGCGCUCUGGCUCGGGCUGCCGAGGCUGAGGUGCGGGCGCAGGCCGCGGAGAGGAGGUUCGGGAAGAUGCCGUGGGAGGUGCGGAGUGGGAGUGGCGUGGCGCGGGCAGUGCAUGGUGUGGCGGGCCGGCAUGGGUCGCCCGUGCAGCGCCUGCACACCCCCGCCAUGCGCCUGGCACGCGUGGUGGCCGUGGCAUGGCGGGGCGGUACGGGUGAGGGGGCGGAGGAGGGAGCGGGGGUGGAGAAGGAGGAUUUGUGGGGCGAAGUGGGGGAAAUGGCCGAGGGGCGAGAGGAGGGCGGGCACAGGGGAGGGGAGGAGGGAAAGGGGAAUGCAUGGCAAGGGUGGAGUGCAAGCACGGAAGGGAUGGUGGUGGAAGAGGGACAGCGAAGGGAGCAGCGAGGAGUGGUGGGCAAGGCGCGUGGGUUGAAAGGGGAGCAGGUGGCAGGCGUGGCGAGGGAGGUGAUGCGCGCUCUGCUCCUGGCAGCCCGGGCGGCGAGCGACAACGCAUCUCGGCUGCUCUUCUGGUGGUCCAACACGGCCAUGCUGCGCUCCGCCCUGGCACCCCUGGUGGCGGAGGAGCAGAGGAGGAAAGGGGAGGGGAAGAAGGGUGAGGCGGCCACAGGUGAAGGAGGGGCGGCUGGUGGUGGUGUUGGGAGUGGUGCUGCUGCUGCGAAUGGUGGUGGUGCAUGCUGGCCUGGCACAGGUCAUGACGACCGGGGAGAGCACCCGGAGCACCCAGAGCGGCCUGAGGACCCGUGGGGCAGCUUGGCGCACCUUGAGUCGCAGCUGCUGCAGCUGGAGCAAUGGCAGCACAACAGGUGUCUGCAGCUGGUGUGGACACGUGUCUUCCUGCCAGCCAUGCAGCAGCGCCCCCCUGUGCUGCCGCCUCCCUUCCACCCGCCAUCACACACCCCUCCCUUCACCCCCGCCUGGUCCUCCGCCCUGCUGUGCGCCACCUCUGCCUGCCAGCAGUCGUACCUCUGGCCCUUCUCCGCCCCCACGCCCCCGCCACCCCCACUCAGAGCGGAGGAAGUGCAGGCGCCCUGGUGGGCGGGGCUGAGUGGUACAGAGCGGUGGGUGGCGGUGAUGCACGAGGCGGCUGCCAUGCUGUGCCCUCACAGGGCCAUGGGGCACCACUGCGGCUGCCUCUACCCGCUUUUCAAGCAGGUGCUGCAGCAGUGCCAGCAGCGGCUAGACGCGGCUCUGUUCAACGCGUUGCUGCGCUCCGGUAACGACGUGCUCUCCACCGACCCUGCUGCCGAUCCUCUCACCGAACCUGCCGCCCUGCCGUUCCCCGCCAAUGGCCGCUUCUGGGCCGGCCAAGGGGGGCUACUGAAACACACUACCCAUCCCUCACUGCCAUCCAGACCCAUCCCUCACUGCCAUCCAGACCCAUCCCUCACUGCCAUCCAGACCCAUCGCUCACUGCCAUCCAGACCCAUCCCUCACUGCCAUCCAGACCCAUCCCUCACUGCCAUCCAGACCCAUCCCUCACUGCCAUCCAGACCCAUCCCUCACUGCCAUCCAGACCCAUCCCUCACUGCCAUCCAGACCCAUCCCUCACUGCCAUCCAGACCCAUCCCUCACUGCCAUCCAGACCCAUCCCUGGCUGCCAUCCAGACCCAUCCCUGGCUGCCAUCCAGACCCAUCCCUGGCUGCCAUCCAGACCCAUCCCUGGCUGCCACUGCCCCAGUAUCCUCAUGUACCCUCAAUGUGUUCGCGCCUUUCCGCCAUGCCUCUGUGCCCUCUGUUACCCCCCCACCACCACCACGGCACCCCACGGCACGGCUCCAGGUGUCGGAGUGGAGUGAGUUCCUUGCAGACAUGGACGCACACGUCUCCUCACACUGCCACGCCGCCGCCGCCGCUGCUGCUGCCACGCAGCAUGCCGCCACCGCUGCGCACGCUUACCCCCCAUCGCCCAUCCUUCCCCCGCCCACCGUCCCGCUCUCCUUGCUCUCCUCCGCUCGCUUCUGGGCGGGCCAGCUGGAGCUCUUUGAUUGGCCAGAGGGCGCAGAGGGGCAGGGCGGGGCAGAAAAGCCGGGAUGCGGAAAUGGACUGGUGGGGCAGGGAGAGGGGUGGAGAGCGGUGACAGGCGGUGACGCCAUGGGAGAUGCAGUGGCGCGCAGCAUUGCUGGGUGUGAAGGGGGCACGGGUCAGAGAGGGUAUGACCCCGCGGCGCUGCUGCUGCUGGGAGGGCGCGAGGGGGAGGGGGAGGAGGGGAGAGGUUUGGUGCAGCAGCUGAUCGGUGGGCGGGCGGAGUGCUUCCCGCUGCUGCGCGCGCUGGCCCACGUGCUGCUGCUGCCCAAGAAGGCUCUCUGCGACCGCCCUGUGCGCCGCCAGGUGUACGCCACCAUCCCAGCGCCGCUGCUGCAGCGUGUGGUGAGCAUGUGUGUGGAGCAGCCGUCCCACCCCGACCCCAUCCCACCCGUGCUGCUCGACAUGCUGCAUGCCGAGGCCAACACCUCUGCCCACGCCAUCCACUUCCUGCCAGUCUUCGACCCUACCCCCCUGCCCCCCACGCCCUACCGCCCGCCGCCCACCUCCGCCCUGCACGCGCUGCUGGGGGCGGCUGCACCAGGCGCGGUGGGCGUGCAGCAGGGGGGGCUGGAGGGCGGGAAGGGGGCACGGCACGGCGAUUUGCCGAUGGAGUGA